This is a messenger RNA of Acanthisitta chloris (rifleman), 423 nucleotides long. RefSeq names its product nuclear receptor 2C2-associated protein (gene NR2C2AP). The coding region runs from base 1 to 423 and encodes 140 amino acids. The transcript has 5 exons. Lineage: Eukaryota; Metazoa; Chordata; Aves; Passeriformes; Acanthisittidae. The record is from RefSeq and is a predicted model, not a curated record.
AUGCCCGCGGAGCCUCUGAUCUGCACCGACACAGCCACGCGGGUGAGCUCCGUGCUGAACAGGGAUGUGAAGCAGUUUGGGAAGCAGCACAUGUUUGACUCGAGCGAGGAGACCUGCUGGAACUCAGACCAGGGCACGUCCCAGUGGGUCACCCUGGACUUCCCUCGCGCUGUCAAGGUGUCUGAGCUCCACAUCCAGUUCCAGGGGGGAUUCUCCAGCCGCCUGUGCACGCUGGAAGGCUGCAGAACUGGUGAAGAACUGGUGAAAAUAUCUGACCUGUACCCUCAAGACACUCAUGCCAUGCAGAGAUUCCAGGUGGAGGAGACAGUGCUGGAUAAGCUGAAGAUCACCUUUGAGAACAGCACAGACUUCUUUGGGAGGAUCGUGGUGUACCACCUCGGGGUGCUGGGGGAGAGGCUGUAG